CGUCCUUGUAAGCGGACUCGUGCGAGAUUGAACGAGAAUUCAGUCAUCAAGUUCCUGUUGAAGAAAGAAGUAGGCCUAUCGUAUUUUUCAAGGAACGUUGUGCGAGCAAAACUAACGUAAAAACACGAAAUUUGUAUGAGUCAAAAGGCAGAAAAACCAUCGCUAUCUGGCCAGCGACUGAAGACCAGGAAGAGGGAUGAAAAAGAAAAAUACGAUCCUAUUGUUUUCCGAGACGCGAUUAUCCAAGGACUCAACGAAACUGGCUCGGAUUUAGAACAGGUUGCCAAAUUUUUGGACUCUGCUGGAGGCCGUUUGAAUUAUCGGCGUUAUGCGGAUGUCCUUUUUAAUGUCCUAUUUGCAGGUGGACAUUUAGCUCCUGGAGGAUCACUUAUCGAAGAAGCAGAACCAGACAAACCAUUUCAAACUGAUGUCUGUGUCUUUAAAACUGAAGAAAGCGUGGACAAAUUAAAAGACUUUUAUGAAGUUUUAUAUAAAUUACUACGAAGAUAUAAAUUCCUUGAGCGAGCUUUUGAAGAAGAUCUAAGAAAGCUUUUAGUGUUUUUGAAGAGUUUUAAAGAAGAUGAAAGACGAAAACUUGCCAUUAUUACAGGUCUCAUCCUGGCCAACUCUCUCUGUUCAGCCAAGAUCUUGGACGGAUUAUUUGAAGAACACUUGGCUAAAGAAGGUUUGUCCCUGGAGUUUACCUCCUUGAUGUUUAAAACCUGGUUGAAUGAGAAGGAUAUCUCUCAUCUUACCAGUAGCUUAAAGAAAUGUCAAAUAGAAGCUAGACUAAUGGAGCUCUUCCCUGUUAACAAGAGAAGUCAAGAAAAGUUUACAGCUUAUUUCAAAGAAGCAGGACUUGGUGCUAUAGCUGAGUUACAGAAUCGGUCAGCAACUACCGAAGUAAAACAAGAAGUUAGAAAAGAGCUGGCUAACAUGUUUAAAGAUGAAGAAUCUGCAGCAGAGAUGGUUUUGUAUGUAAAAGAAGAAAUGGAAAAGAAUGAUUUUUCAGACAGUGAUAUCAUUAUUCUUAUUUGGAAUACAUUGAUGGCAGGAAUUGAAUGGAAUAAAAAGGAAGAUUUGGUAGCAGAACAGGCAUUGAAACAUUUACGUAAUUACGUUCUUCUGUUGAAGACGAUGACACAAAGCGACAAAUCGGAACAACUCCUCAUAUUGAGAAUUCAGGAAUACUGUUAUGAAAAUAUUCACUUUAUGAAAGUUUUCCAGAAGAUAAUUGUUCUCCUCUAUAAAACUGAUGUUUUAAGUGAAGAAACCAUUGUACGUUGGUUUAAGUCCAAUCAUUCUAAUAAAGGAAAGAGUGUGUUUUUGGAUCAAAUGAAAAAAUUCAUUGAAUGGCUGGAGAAUGCUGAGGAAGAAUCUGAGGAAGAGGACUAGAUAGAAAGAUUAACCGUUGUUUCCGAUUGUCAAAUUAUAUUUGCUCUGAUUGGCUAACUACGCAGCUAUGCACCCAUGUUGAUCUCUUCAUAUUUUCUUUGUGUUCGAUCAACAUCGGGGCACACAUAACUUUUAUUCUAUUAUUUGUUUGUCCUUUGUAAAGUCGAAGAAUUCAUUUUCUACAAUGAUAAACAUUAUAGUCAUGAUAUUAAUUUCUUGUAAAGACUUGCAAGUGUUAAAUUGAAGCCAUGCCGAAACCACUAAUAAGAGACAUUUACAAUCAGGUAUUGACACAAUUUCUAAUUGGUUUACAGAUGGGAAUAAGUCUCAGGUUUUUUUUUUUAAUCACUGUGAAUUAUUUCAUGUUUGUAUAGUGUAAUAUUUCAUUAGGAAUUCAUGUAAUAUUUCGUGUAGAAAUAAUUAUUAGUCCCCUACCGGUGAAACCGGAAGGGGUGUUUUUCCUCUGCCCGUCCAUUCCUCUGUCUGCGAUUUUUGUAUUCACAAAGUUUUUUAAAAGGACUUGGAAAUAUGGUACACUACAGAUAAAAUUUGUGUUUCCUAGGAUUCCUUUAAUUUUUUAGUGAAUUGCAGCCAUGUGUGGAAAAUUGUUUUCGGUUUAACUUUAAGGUAUUUAACUGAAAUUUAGUACACUUAUGCAGAGCAAUGCUACAGACCAAUUCAGUGAAAAUCCAAUUUUAUAGGAUUAAUUCCAUCGAUACAUAAUUGCAUUAUAUAUUCACAUGUAUUGUAAUAAAAAAACUUUAGGGGCCGGUAGGGGACAUGCUUGUUACAUAAAGGCCACUAGCUCACUCAUGGUUAUUAUUGAAAUGUUUCUAACAUGUUUUUUUUUUUUUUUUAACUGACCCAAAACUGAUUAUGAAAUUUAAUAGUAGAUUGGAGUUAAACUCUUAUAUCUGUAGAUUAGUGGAUUGACAACUGUAAAAAUAAAAUUGUUAUAUAAUUUAAACAAUUGUAAUUAAUUUUUUGGGGAGUCAUCAUAUUGUAAAAUUUCAUAUUUAUACUGAGGAUGUUAAAUGUCUUUUUAUUGGUUGAUUGGUCAUAGGAUAUUUAUAUCUUUUCUUAUAGUGCUGUUUAAUGUCCACUCUGUUUUCAUAUUUCUAUAUAUUGCUUUGUAUAGGCUGAUUGGCCAUUAUUAUUUGUAUAAUGAAUUUUGGUUGGUCAACCAGUUUGUAUAAUACAGUAAAUGUUUAGAUGAAUAUAAGAUUGACAGAAGAAUAAACUAAAACUUUAUAUGAAUUUAUCACUUAAAUUUUUUAUGAUUGUAUUAUGAAACAGUUAUAAAUAUUUUAGUAUGUUUCAAAAACAAUAAUCAAAAUAGGAUUUUUUUGAAAGUGAAUUGUGUUGUCUUUUCAUAGGAUUGUAUAUAUAUAUAUUGUGUGAAUAAUGUUUUUUCACAAACAAAAUACAUUUGUUUUCACUAUGUAAAAAAGUUGCAUUUUUUGUUUUUGGGAAAGGCAAAGAAAGGCAUUUUAAUUGUUUCACCUAGUUCCUAUUACUAAAGAAAGUCUGUGUAUUGUUUUCCUUUUUGUAUAAUUAAUAAAAAUAUCUGUCAUUAA
Messenger RNA from Patella vulgata (common limpet), 2972 nucleotides. Its product is annotated as eIF5-mimic protein 2. The transcript is spliced from 14 exons. The coding region runs from base 136 to 1395 and encodes 419 amino acids. Gene Ontology annotation, cellular component: membrane; cytoplasm. NCBI's taxonomy places the organism in Eukaryota, Metazoa, Mollusca, Gastropoda, Patellidae. The record is from RefSeq and is a predicted model, not a curated record. Gene Ontology annotation, molecular function: protein binding.